Molecule: messenger RNA, 2808 nt
Organism: Babesia microti strain RI
Lineage: Eukaryota; Apicomplexa; Aconoidasida; Piroplasmida; Babesiidae
Product: protein transport protein SEC31
Exons: 1
Coding region: 1-2808 (935 amino acids)
Biological process (GO): endoplasmic reticulum organization; endoplasmic reticulum to Golgi vesicle-mediated transport; COPII-coated vesicle cargo loading
Cellular component (GO): COPII vesicle coat; endoplasmic reticulum exit site
Molecular function (GO): protein binding; structural molecule activity
Source: RefSeq, a predicted model, not a curated record
AUGUCCUUAAAUUUUUUAGAUAAAGGUGUGGGCACACUAGUGACCAAUAAAGAUGGAAACCCCGCGGCUUUUAUAGUUAAAAAACCAAUUGAUAGUCCCACAAACUUAACUGCUUCUCUAGUAGACCUGGAUUUGGGUGCUGUUGACAACUUAAGUGAUGUGUUUAAAACACGAAAGAAUAUAACGAUAGAUGUCAUUAAUGAUCAAGCUACUCUUGUUAAAUGGAAUUGCAAUGCUAAGAAUUCGGUUGCUGCAAUAGGGCUGUCAUCUGGAUCCUUUUCACUAAUCAACCCUUAUGCCAGUAUGUCUCCAAAUCAUGUUGUCACUGGUGCUAGAUCUUCAAUUUCAGGCCUAGAAUUUUCAUUCCACGAUCCUACAAUUGCUAGUAUAAGUCAAGGCGGGCUUUUAUGCCUUACGGAUAUAUCCAGCACUAAUGUAACAAAGCUUAGUGACGAAGUCUCCUCUUCGGGGUUUAACAGCACCGUUACUUGGAAUCAUAGAGUUGGUCAUAUUUUGGCCACAAAUAAUCCGGGGGGGAACGCCAACAUUUGGGACAUUAAGCUCAAAAAAACUGCCACGUCUUUCGGUAAUAACACAAAUUUCAGUUCCGUUCAAUGGAUUCCGGAGCAAGCGACUCAACUUAUUACCAGUUCCAAUGAUAAUCCCAUUAUCCAGCUUUGGGAUUUGAGAAAUACAGGAGCUCCUUUAAAAGAAUUUUGUACGCCUUGCUUGGUCAAAAAUUUGGCAUUUAGCCCACAUAACCAUUCUAUAUUCACAACUACCGGCGUUUCAACGGAUUCCAAUGAUCAGUUAAUGCUUUGGAGUAUCGAAUUAGAGCUGCAAAAUUCUAUAUUGUUUGAAUGUGAACCCUCUAUAUCGUUUGCUCAGUCUUAUGUCAGCUGGUCCAUGUACAAUCCAGCAUUGGUUCUCUGGAAUUCAUCAGAUUCGAUGUCUCUUACCAACAUUUACAAUCAAGCACAAGUCACAAAUAUUCCACAUCUCAACAAAUUAAAAUACGGAAUAGCUACUGGAUUUGCCAGCAGAAUAGCCACCUAUGGCGGCAAUUCAAAUAGCGUCACUGGAUACAAAGCAAUAUGCGAACAAGUAAAAAUGGAUAUGUCAAUCAUUGAAUCAGAUUUAACUGCCUGCAAAAUGAUAUGCGAGUCUAAAGCAAGGGAUAAAAGUGUUAGUGAUGAAUUGGACAGAACAAGCUGGUUAGUGACGUCUGCUCUAUUUUCUUCAAACAGAAAGGAUAUGUUGUCUGCCAUUGGUUUGGAUGUUGACAAUGUAAUUGUUACUGCCAAGAAACUGUUGGGAGAAACUGUUGAACCGAAUGAGCUGAAACAAGAAAAGGAUGACCCAGAGGAGUUUUUCAGAGAGCUGGGACAACGCAGUGACACUUCCUCCAGCAAUGACGAUAAAAAAACUACCUUUGUUUAUGAAGGGGAUAAACUUCCAGAUGACAUGGCCAAGGCAUUAGAUGAUUGCAUAUCAAUUGGUGACCUUGGUAUCGCAGCAGAUUUAUGUUUGUUGGCUGGUAGAACCACUGAAGCCUUACUGCUAGCUCAUGGCGCCGGCAUUGACGAAUGGAAUCGCAUAUCAAAGGCAAUAGUCUCACACAGCAAGGAUCCAUUAAUCACUAAAAUUGCAAUUCUUACAUCAGGAGAUUUAUAUACGUUGGUCUCUAAUGCUGAUCUUAAAGAAUGGAAGCUAAUACUAGCCUCAAUUUGCACGUUUGCCGACAAUGAUAACUUCUUUUCAUACUGUGGCAUUUUGGCUGAAAGAUUAUUGACGAGUGAAAUUGAAGGGGCCAUUAAAGCUGCUAUUGUCUGUUAUCAAGUUGCUGGAAAUGUAAAUGGUGCCUUUGACAAUUGGUACGACUUCCCCGAACCGAUUGACACGAAAGUGCUUCGUAUGGCCAUGUUUCAGAAAGCUUCAAGGUGCUCUCCAUCUGGUUCUAGCCUAAACAAAUUUGUGUCCCUGGUAUCAAAGAUGUCUGAAAAGCUUGCCCAAUCUGGUUAUAUAACUGAGGCGCUGGGUCUGCUUUCGAUUAUUCAACCACAACAUAUGGUAGAGAUGCAGGUGUAUAAAAUUUCUCAGCUGCACGGUGGAGCAAUGGGUAAUCCCCCUUACUCACUAAUCCCAAUAUAUUUUUCACAUUCUGGAGCAUCCAGCGCCAGUAAGUCAACUAUGAGCGGAUUCCAAUCCAUCCCUGGCGCUAAACCUAACUUCACCGUGCCUGGCCCCUCAAUUAAAGGCCCGGCUAUGGACUAUAAACCUACAAUCCAUCCAUCAACCCCUGCAGGUCCAGUUGUUAACACUACUCAUAUAAAGACAACCGCUCCCACUGCUGUGGCAGAGGCCAUGUAUCCAGGAAUGCCAGUGCCCUGGCCAAUUCCUACUCCUACACAGCAAUUGGUUUCUGAAACAAAUGUCACAAUUGACGCUAAUAUGAAGAUUGCCGCUAAAUCGGCUGCAACCGCGGUUCCCGCAGGGGAACCAAUGUCUGCCAGUAAUUACAGCCUCGUAAAUUCUGCAAUUAAGGGGCUAAUGGCCAAUGCACUAGUAAACGAAUCAAGUUCCAAAAAGGCACAGGAAAUACAGUUACGAAUAGACCAGUUAUUUGACGCUAUAAAGUCGUGCAAGCUGAGUGCUGAGACCAAUAAUCAGUUGAUCGAGCUAUGCAAGGCAGUAGAGGCCAGUGAUUUUAUAAAUGCAAACAAAAUUUUAAUGUCAAUCUCAUCUACUGCAUGGGAUAGUAAUAAUAAGGGCUGGAUUAUGGUUCUUAAGCGAAUAGUUCCUAGAUGA